Kluyveromyces marxianus DMKU3-1042 is the source of this 2550-nucleotide messenger RNA. RefSeq names its product Hir2p (gene HIR2). Gene Ontology annotation, cellular component: nucleus; HIR complex. Gene Ontology annotation, biological process: regulation of DNA-templated transcription; chromatin remodeling; DNA-templated transcription. The coding region runs from base 1 to 2550 and encodes 849 amino acids. Lineage: Eukaryota; Fungi; Ascomycota; Saccharomycetes; Saccharomycetales; Saccharomycetaceae. The transcript has a single exon. The record is from RefSeq and is a predicted model, not a curated record. Gene Ontology annotation, molecular function: protein binding; nucleosome binding.
AUGAAGCUACUCAAAUUGCCCAAUAAAUUGCACGGUGGUCAAUUGACCCAAUGCGAGGCUCUUGAAGGGAAGUUGUAUAUCAUUGGAGGUAAAUGGCUAUCUAUUUGGGAUACUGAGAUGUUACUGGGUUCCGCAAAGGGGAAAACAGACGUGAAAAACGUCAAAGAACUCGCUAAAUUGGAAUUAAGUUUGCUCGAAUCUAAGCAAGAAGAUGGUAGAUGGCUUAUAACCCUAGGAAAUGGAAGAAUAGUGUAUGGAUCUGAUCAUCUACUUGCAAGUUUGAAACUAACUGAUGAUUUGAAAAUCAAUGAAAAAGAAGGCACUCGUGAGAUUUGCAACUUUAAAGACACGGAGGCUAUCACCGAUCUGAAGUAUGAUAGCAAUAACCAACUCUUAUUUGUUAGUUUGAGUAAGGCAAACUCGAUUCAAAUUCUGAAUGCAAAAACAUGGGCAUUGGAAUCCACGAUAGAACUAAAAUCAAAACCUAUCUCGAUAAUUACAGACCCAUUGGGACAAUUGCUAACUGUAAUUCUACAAAAUAGAUCUAUACAGAUCUAUCAGUACGACGUUCGGGGUUCGACAAAACUUCAUCAAACUAUAAAUCAAUUCGUCCAAACAAAUCCUCUUCCAUAUAGAAUGACAAUGUCUCCUCAAGGAGAUGUCGUGCCGAUGAUCAAUUCAUUGCAUAAUAAUGUACCGACUGCUGUACUUCUAGAUAGAUUACAAAAGUUCAAAAUCAAGGUAUCAUUGGUUGGAUAUGUUGCUGAUUGUAAGAUUUUGAAGUUCUCCCAAAGGCUCUAUAGUAAGAAGAAAUCCUCUACAUCAGAUGAUAUCCAAACAUUCAACCUUCUCGCCUCCUCGGGCAAUGAAGAUGGAAAUGUUGUGUUGUGGAACACCAAACGGAUCAAACCGUUAUUUGAUGCGUCUAAGGUCGUUAAUUCGUAUAUUACAGAUCUGGAAUGGGACCACUCAGGGCUUGGACUCUUUGCGAUUAGUCAAGAUGGUCAAUUAGUGAUUUUUGCAUUUGAAACCUCAGAACUAGGGGACGUAAUGCCGUUGGAUGCUGUUGAAGAGGCCCGAAAGGAAAUCAAGCUUCUUGAACCGUUACCAUUUAAGCCAAAGACAGAAGAGGAUACUACAAAACUACCUGCAAUUAAAGCUGUACAACAAAAUUCUGCGAACACAAAAAAGCAACAAAAGGUUACCGAAGUUUCGAUAUCUUCAAGUUCCAACAUGGAGUUUGUGCAGCCAUCAUACACCGUUCCAAAGGAUUUAAAAAGGAGACCUCCAGUAGAGGACCCCCUACUUUCACAGGGUAAACCAACUACCAAAAAGCCUAGAAAAGAUUUAGACCAGAUGGAUUUCCUCGAUACGAAUUUACUUUUACCAUCUGUAUCGUUUUCUAAAGUUCGUCUUGCACAUCCUAAAAUUAGACUCUCAUUCCAGUAUAAUAGUCAAGAUGAUACAGUUCUUGAAAUUAAGAACGGAUCAGGUAAUGACCAAAAGCCCACAAUUAUAACAUUAACAAAAAAAGAUAAAGAGGCUGAGAAACAACUCUUUCAAACAUAUCUGCCUAAAUUUAUAACAUUAUGCACCUCAGGUUCUACAUUCUGGGCAUGGGCUACAGACAUGGGUACAAUCUAUGUCUCAUCUAUUUCUGGGCAAAUGCUUUUCCCACCAAUGAUUCUUGGCAUACCAAUUAGUUUCCUCGAAGGUUGUGGUGAUUACUUACUAUGUAUUACCAGCAUUGGUCAAAUGUAUUGUUGGAAUGUUCAAUUAGGAAAGGUUGCUUUCCCGGUUAAUGACGUAUAUUCCUUAUUGAGUCCUAUGCUACGUUAUUCAGAUGAUGUUUUGAGCAGGGCUGAAAAUAUCACAAUGUGUGCUAUAACGGCAAAAGGGGUACCGAUCAUAACAUUAAGCAAUGGUGAUGGGUAUAUGUUUGACAAGAAUAUGGAAUCUUGGAUGCUGAUAAAUGAUUCAUGGUGGCCUUAUGGAUCGCAAUACUGGAAUUUCAUGACUUCUUCUGGAGUUGAUUGUGGAAAUAGCGGUGAUGAUAAAAAAGAUAAGUACUGGAAUGCCGAGGCAGAUGCUCUUGCGAAAGAAAUUAAAAACAACAGAAACAGUAUCAUAGGCUAUUUAGAAACGAAAACCAAUGACGAGCUUUCCAGAAAAGGACGUAUGAAACAUCUUCAAAGGUUUGCUAAAGUGUUAUUAAUGAAAGAAGGUUUUGAAAACCUAGAAGAAAUGAUCACUUUAGCACAUUUGGAGAACAAAAUUUUGGUGUCUUUCAGAUUGGAAGAGAAUGAGGAGGCCAUCAAGCUUUUGAAGAUAUAUUGUAUCAGAUUAGCUGAAAUGGGUUAUACGGAUAGGUUUAGCCAAACUUUAAGCUGGCUGUAUGAUCCAACAAACUCCAAAUUCUUAGCGCUAGGCUCCGAAAAGAGACAUGAUUUGAUUAAAGAAAUAAUUAUCUCGUGCGCUGACAUAAGACAGGUUCAAAGAAUAACCACUUCAUAUGCCAAUGAAAUAGGGAUAAUAGAUAAUUCGUUAUAA